GAGUCUGCGACAGGGCCCUUGACUUCCUCUCCCCAUCUGGAAACCAGGUCCUGGGGCCUGCCCUGGGCAGUGCGGUCACUCUGAACUGCACAGCCUCGGUGGUCUCUGGGCCCCACUGCCCCCUGCCCUCAGUCCAGUGGCUGAAAGACGGGCUGCCGCUGGGGAAUGGAAGCCACCAUGACCUCCAUGAAGACUCCUGGGUCAAGGCCAACUGGUCAGAGGUGCUUGUGUCCAGUGUCCUGGGGGUCAACCUGACCAGUACUGAGGACUUUGGGACCUUCACCUGCUCCAUCCAGAAUGUCAGCUCCUCCUCCUUCAUUCUCCGGAGAGCUGGUCUGGCUGGACAUGUGGCCACAGUGCUGGCCUCAGUCAUGGUCCUGCUGGCCCUGCUCCUGGCAGCGCUGCUGUAUGUGAAGUGUCGGCUCAAUGUACUGCUGUGGUACCAGGACAAGUAUGGGGAGGUGGAGAUGAAUGACGGAAAGCUCUACGACGCCUACGUCUCCUACAGCGACAGCCCGGAGGACCGGAAGUUCGUGAACUUCAUCCUGAAGCCGCAGCUGGAGCGGCGUCGGGGCUACAAACUCUUUCUGGACGACCGCGACCUCUUGCCGCGCGCAGAGCCGUCCGCCGACCUCCUGGUGAACCUGAGCCGCUGCCGGCGCCUCGUCGUGGUGCUGUCGGACGCCUUCCUGGGCCGGGCCUGGUGCAGCCACAGCUUCCGGGAGGGCCUGUGCCGGCUGCUGGAGCUCACGCGCAGACCCAUCUUCAUCACCUUCGAGGGCCAGCGACGCGAUCCCGCUCAUCCCGCGCUCCGCCUGCUGCGUCAGCACCGCCACCUGGUGACCCUGCUGCUCUGGAGGCCGGGUUCCGUGACACCUUCCUCCGAUUUUUGGAAAGAGCUACAGCUGGCGCUGCCACGGAAGGUGCAGUACAGAGCCAUGGAGGGAGACCCCCAGACCCGGCUGCAGGAUGACAAGGACCCUAUGCUGAUCGUGGGGGGCCGAGGCCCUGAGGGUCGGACCCUGGACCCGGAGCUGGAUCCUGACCCUGAGGGGGACCUGGGUGUGCGAGGGCCCGUCUUUGGGGAGCCAGCAGUUCCAUCACAUGCAAGUGGGGUCUCGCUCGGAGAAGGCCGUGGCAGUGAAGUGGAUGUCUCGGACCUGGGCUCCCGAAACUACAGUGCCCGCACGGAUUUCUAUUGCCUGGUGUCAGAAGAUGACGUGUAG
This is a messenger RNA of Sus scrofa (pig), 1226 nucleotides long. RefSeq names its product single Ig and TIR domain containing (gene SIGIRR). Lineage: Eukaryota; Metazoa; Chordata; Mammalia; Artiodactyla; Suidae. The record is from RefSeq and is marked provisional. Gene Ontology annotation, biological process: signal transduction.